AUGAAGUUCACCACUAUCAUCGCCACCGUCGUCUCCAUGGCUGCUUUUGCCAUCGCCGCGCCUGUCGCAAACGAGGCUGUCGCCGUUCGUCAGAACCACGGCAUGUGCGUCAAGGGCACUACCGCUGGUGUUGAGCAGAUUGAGGGCUGCUAG
Molecule: messenger RNA, 153 nt
Organism: Alternaria postmessia
Lineage: Eukaryota; Fungi; Ascomycota; Dothideomycetes; Pleosporales; Pleosporaceae
Exons: 2
Coding region: 1-153 (50 amino acids)
Source: RefSeq, a predicted model, not a curated record